Molecule: messenger RNA, 3211 nt
Organism: Caenorhabditis auriculariae
Lineage: Eukaryota; Metazoa; Nematoda; Chromadorea; Rhabditida; Rhabditidae
Source: the annotation of a GenBank genome assembly
AUGGAAGAGCUGGAAAACGCAGAUAUUCAGCUCUCGGAUAUCGUAACGUCGGCGGACACGCAGAGACUUUUCGACACGCUCCAGUCGUCGGUUCAACUACAAUACAGCGGUCGUCCUUACAGUUUUGUAAGCUAUAUUUGGCUCUCAUUUUUUUGUUAUCCUUUUUAUAUUUUUACAAUGAAAAUUGUGGUUUUGUAGACGUUCCGAAAUUUCCCAAGUACCAUAAUUUUCGAGGAAAUAGAUACAACUUCUUCGCAAAUUGUUACUAUUUGAAGAAGAAUUAGCAGGAAAAACCUAGAUAUUUUUAGGACGUCUCUGCAUUGCAUAAUUACGAUGACCCACCGGUUUCCAUAAGGAAUCUGAACAAGAAAUACAAGUGAGCUAAAAAACAUUUUCAUUCUUAGUCAUUCGAGUAAUUUUUUCUACAAAAACUACUUCUUUCAGUCAGGCAAAUAAAUAUUUCGAUUUUCAAAAGUUCCAAAAAAAAUUUUCUUUCAAAAACUUCUCAUUUUUUCGCGGCUCUUUAUAUCAGUUUCAAGCUAAUUAUACUAGGUUGAAGACUUGACACGAAAAAAAACCUUUUGAGGCGUGAAAAAAGGUUUUCAAUCCAGUUCCAACCUUAAUUUCCUGCCAAGCAAUAAUAAUUUCGAUGAUUUCAGAGACGUCCUUUUUGAGGGAGACAUGGCGAUUCCACAAGCACAAAUGCAAAGAAUCGUGAAAGGCAGUGUCGAAGGCGAGAACCGUCGAAGACGCGAUUCUAGAGGUCGACGUCAGGCAAAUCUGGACGCCAACUACCCGACGACCAUCUGGGAGAAAGGCGUUCCCUUCGUUCUUCAUUCUUCUUUGAGUUAGUUGACCUUCAGAGGAAUAAGUGAAAUCGCGUCGUUUUCUCUUCCGACCAUCUUCUGAUUUCUCCUCCUCAAGGUUACGCUCGUAUUUCAUUCCGAACACCUAGACGAACGUCUGAUUUUUCUUCCGCCGACCUUGACGCUCAAAACACUUUGUCUGGUCAUUUGCUCUAACAUAAAUCCCAAUAAAGGCUUGAAUCCAGCAGUUUUAAUAGUUUCUAAAUAUGGAAAACCGUUUCAAUUGCUGAAAUUCCAGAUCCCAAGGCGCGGGACACAAUUCUGAGGGCAAUACAUUUUUGGUACCGGGAGACUUGUAUUGACUUUAAGCCGCGGACCACAGAGGAGGAAGUGAAUAUUCCGUUCGAAAACAUUCUCUAGGUCCACUAUAUUUCAGUACUUGUCUUUCAUCGGAAACGACGACGGCUGCUGGAGCACGGUGGGCAGAGAUGCUUCCCAAGGGAGACAGGUCGUGAGCAUCGGCCAAGGCUGCGAACACGUCAGUUUCCUCCCAACCAAAGAGAUUCUCAAUCAAAGAUUCUCAGCCAUGCAAAUCCUUUUGAUACUUUUCAAACUUGAUCGAAUUUUUUAAAAAUUUCAUCAUUAUUCAGAUUAUUGAGUAACGUUUAUCUCACAAUAUCUAUGAGACCUGGGGCAACGAGAACUUUGUCGGUCAGACCUAGGCUUAAAUUUUUGGAUUUACACUCACGUCAAACCAUUUCACAUAACAAAACAUCGGAAUACAUGUUCGUACCUUAUUCUGCGUAACGACUUUUGAAAAAAAGAAAAGAAAAGAAUUAUUUUCGCAAAAAAGAAAUCUAAGAAUCUUGAGGGGCCAAAAAGCUUUUUUGACGCCUCUACUCAAUCUUUGAUUGUUCUGAACUAGUUUACAACAAUGGGUUUUUAUAAACGUCAUGAGCGCCGGUAAUUUUCAUUUAUUGGUUCAAAAUCCAGUAUUAAAAAUUAAAAAUCGGAGAAUUCGUCUAUGGAUGCCACUCUUUUUGACGCUUUUCCCGAGCGUUUUUUUUCAGUUUGGCGUGACGUCACACGAGCUGGCUCAUGCUCUGGGAGUUUUCCACGAACAGUCGCGCUACGACCGCGACAACGCCGUCAUUUUCAACCCAAAUGUCGUCGAGAAGUCGCUGCUCUACAACUUCGCGAAAAUUUCUCCGACUGAGCUCUCCACUUAUGAUUUGCCUUACGACGUCGGGAGCGUCAUGCACUACACCCCCACUGAGUUCGUUCCCACCUUCCUAACGAACAUUUAUUUGAAAUUGCAAUUUUCUUUGGAACUGUUAUAGGUUCUCCGUUGUGAAGUCAGUGCCAGCGUUGACGACAGUCGACCCGAAUCUCCAACAAUCGAUGGGACAACUCGAAGGCCCCUCGUUUCUCGACGUCCUCAUUAUCAAUCAACAUUAUAAAUGUGCAGGUUUUAUCAAAAACAAGGGAAGAAGAAAGGAUUUUAAAUUUUUUAAAGGGUCCUUUUUUAAUUAUUUUUGUUCAGAGCGAUGUGCCAAAAAAGUUCCCUGCCAAAAUGGUGGCUUUGUAAACUCUCGGAACUGCAGAACAUGCAAGUUGACGUUUUGUUCGAGAACCAAAGCCCUAUCUAGAUCUUUCAGGUGUCCAUCCGGCUUCGGAGGAAAAUUUUGCGAUCAGGUUCCUUCGUCUUUCUCUCGGUCCUGUGGAGGAGUCAUAAACGUCGAACAGGUUUUUUUUGAAUUGAGCUUUUGUUAGUUAACCAGAAGCUGAAGUAAUGUGAGAAAUUCCCACAGACAACGAGAAAGUUUGAUAUCUCCAUUUCCCAGAAGUCUGAGAUCCGUUCAAAAGACUGCUUCUAUCACCUGAAAGUGAGUCGAGCCUUCGAACUUGUUUGAAAAAUACAUUCAAGGCGCCUCCAGGCAAACGAAUUCUUGUGAACUUGUUGAAAAUAAACGCCAAAUGCAUAGAGGGCUGCUGGAAAGACGGGGUCGAGUUCAAAAUGACCGAAGACUCCCGUCCAGUCGGCUACAGGCAAGUUUACACAGCUCAAAAAGAUUAAUCGGGAAACAUUCUGCGAAAAAUAAUUGAAAAGGACUUCAGAUUUUGCUGUCGGACUUCGUCAAGAAGACGACUGCUCUCAAAAACCAAUUUGGUGCCUUUAACGGUUUUUUCACACGAAAAUGACGUAAUCCUUGCAUUCGAAUACUCAUACGGUACACUUUUUAUCGUCUUUUAAUUUAAAUAACGGUUUGUUUUCAGUUGAUAAAGAUGUACGUUUUGACGACGAUGGAGCACUCUUGGGGAUUCAAAAUGACGUCAUUGAAAGGUUUAGAAACGAAACCGACGGAGUUUCUGCUACCGUAUCUUCGCCGGGACGCAACUUUUGA